Molecule: messenger RNA, 204 nt
Organism: Nannizzia gypsea CBS 118893
Lineage: Eukaryota; Fungi; Ascomycota; Eurotiomycetes; Onygenales; Arthrodermataceae
Exons: 2
Coding region: 1-204 (67 amino acids)
Source: RefSeq, a predicted model, not a curated record
AUGCUCAGAUACGAUCUGAUCAACUUUAUCACUGGCUCUCGGCUGCAGCUGGAAGGUGCUUUCCGCUUCCCCCCGCGGUACCUGAAGGAAAGAAAAGCAACAAAAAAGAAAAGCGGUCAAAAGUGCCGACUAGCAUCCCUCGACUUCAACUUCAACAUAGACCUUGGGGUGAUCGAAAAUAUUGGCGUCUCGACCGAGUCAUGA